Molecule: messenger RNA, 831 nt
Organism: Arabis nemorensis
Lineage: Eukaryota; Viridiplantae; Streptophyta; Magnoliopsida; Brassicales; Brassicaceae
Source: the annotation of a GenBank genome assembly
AUGAAAACUCCUCUGUUCAUUGCCUCAAGCGUCAUUGGAUUGCUCUUAGGGCUUGACAACUACUUAUACGCAUACGGAUUAGCUUACUUGCCAGUUUCCACUUCGUCUCUCAUAGUUGGAACUCAGUUAGCUUUCAAUGCUAUUUUCGCUUUCUUCAUGGUCAAGCAAAAGUUCACUCCUUUCUCUAUAAACGCCGUCGUUUUGUUGACGAUCGGUUGCGGAGUCCUUGCAUCGCACGCCGAUGGAGACAGGCCGGCUCACGUGACCUACAAACAGUAUGUGAUUGGGUUCCUUAUGACUCUUAUUGCAGCUAUUCUCUAUGGUUUUAUUUUGCCGCUCGUUGAGCUAACUUACAAAAAAGCUCGACAAGAAAUCACUUACACACUUGUACUCGAGAUUCAGAUGGUUAUGAGUCUCGCUGCUAGUUGUUUCUGCCUCGUUGGGAUGAUCAUAGAUGGUGAUUUCAAGGUGAUAGCAACAGAAGCAAGAGAGUUCAAGAUUGGAGGUUCUAUGUUUUACUAUACACUUAUUGUGAUCAUAGGAAUAAUCUGGCAAGGAUUUUUAGUAGGAGCUAUUGGUAUUGUGUUUUGUGCAUCUUCUCUAGCUUCUGGUGUUCUCGUCAGUGUUCUUCUUCCGGUGACGGAAGUGUUGGCCGUGGCUUGUUUCCGGGAGAAGUUUAAGGCAGAUAAAGGUGUGGCUCUGCUUCUAUCUCUAUGGGGAUUUGUCUCUUACUUUUACGGCGAGAUUAAAUCUGGCAAAAAGGUUCUUGAAAAUACUCAGUCGCCGGAGACAGAAUUGCCUCCUCUUCCAGUUAAUGAUUCUACUGUUUGA